CCUGAAAAAUUUCUCGACUCGGAGGAAAAGGGAGACUCUUGCUAAGGAAUUUAGGGCAUGUCUCACUCCAGUCGCCAAUUCUUGUAACCAACCUGGCUCUUCACGACUACAACCACCGCAAAAUCGUCCACCUUCUCCUACGAUGUGCGGCCCAGCUUUCAAUGCGUCAGCUCUACGAAAUCCAAGCCCAAGUUCUUGCCUCUCCAAUCCCCUCAAUCGAUCCCAAUCUCAUUGCCGUCAAGUCCAUCGGCGUUUCCUCCUCCCAUGGCAACCUCCGCCAUUCUGUUCUCAUCUUCAAUCACUAUCUUACUUCUCCAAACAUUUUUGCCUACAAUGCUCUUCUCAAAGCCUUUGCUCAACACAAUGCUUGGCACAGUACAAUUUCUUACUUCAAUCACCUGUUGGUAUUGCCUGAUGCUCCAAACCCAGAUGAGUACACCUUCACUUCUGUGCUCAAGGCCUGCGCUGGCCUUGCCCAGGUGCUCGAAGGCCAACAAGUCCACUGUUUUGUCACUAAAUAUGGCUGCGAAUCAAACCUGUUUGUUAGCAAUUCACUGGUAGAUUUGUAUUUUAAGGUGGGUUACAAUUGUAUUGCACAGAAGCUGUUUGAUGAAAUGGUUGUGAAAGAUGUUGUUUCAUGGAACACUUUGAUUUCAGGAUAUUGUUUUAGUGGGAUGGUGGACAAAGCUCGGAUGGUAUUUAAUGGGAUGAUGGAGAAAAACUUGGUGUCCUGGUCGUCAAUGAUCAGUGGCUAUGCAAGGAUGGGAAAUUUAGAAGAAGCACGUCAUCUAUUUGAUAAUAUGCCCAAAAGGAAUGUGGUUUCUUGGAAUGCGAUGAUUGCUGGAUAUGCACAGAAUGAGAAGUAUGCAGAUGCUAUCGAGUUGUUCAGGCAAAUGCAGCAUGAAGGCAGCUUAGCGCCAAACAGUGUUACGCUUGUUAGCGUGCUUUCAGCUUGUGCACAUCUUGGUGCACUUGAUCUAGGGAAGUGGGUUCAUGAGUUUAUAAAACGAAGCAAGAUGGAAGUAGGUCUGUUUCUAGGGAAUGCUUUGGCAGACAUGUAUGCUAAGUGUGGAUGCAUAUUGGAGGCCAAGGGGGUGUUUCAUGAAAUGCAGGAGAGAGAUGUAAUCUCAUGGAGUAUAAUAAUCAUGGGGUUGGCCAUGUAUGGAUAUGCAAAUGAAGCAUUCAACUGCUUUGCUGAAAUGAUUGAAGAUGGUUUAAAGCCAAAUGAUAUUUCCUUUAUGGGCUUAUUAACAGCCUGCACUCAUGCUGGAUUGGUUGACAAGGGGCUGGAGUAUUUUGACAUGAUGGCUCAAGUCUAUGGUAUUACUCCCAAGGUUGAGCAUUAUGGGUGUGUUGUUGAUCUUCUUAGUCGAGCAGGGCGUCUCGAUCAAGCUGAGUCGUUGAUUAUCUCCAUGCCUAUGCAACCUAAUGUAAUAGUUUGGGGUGCACUACUUGGUGGUUGUCAGAUAUACAAAGAUGCAGAACGAGGAGAACGUGUUGUUCAGCACAUACUUGAACUAGACUCCAACCAUUCUGGAAGUCUUGUUUAUCUAGCUAAUGUUUGUGCUUCAAUGGGCAGGCUGGACGAUGCAGCUAAUUGUAGGUUGCGAAUGCGAGACAAGAAGUCGAUGAAGACACCGGCCUGCAGUUGGAUUGAGAUCAACAACUCCGUAUAUGAAUUUUUCAUGGGGGACCUUUCUCAUCCUCAGUCUGCAAGAAUAUACUCAAUGAUUAGAGAAUUGAAGUGGAAGAUGAAAUUAGCAGGAUAUAAACCAAAGACAGAUCUUGUGAUCCAUAAUAUAGAUGAAGAAGAGAAGGAGGAUGCACUUUCUAUUCAUAGCGAGAAGCUUGCACUUGCAUUUGGGCUUAUCAAUACCAGUGAAGGAACUACAAUCAGAAUAGUUAAAAACUUGAGAGUUUGCAACGACUGUCAUGAUGCAAUAAAAGUAAUCUCGAAAAUUGUUGAGCGAGAGAUUGUAGUGAGAGAUAGAAGUCGUUUUCACCAUUUCAAAAAUGGAAAAUGUUCUUGUAAUGAUUACUGGUAAUAUGGAGUUUUAGUAAAAGAAUGUUUAUCAUAAUUUUGAAGUA
Benincasa hispida (wax gourd) is the source of this 2088-nucleotide messenger RNA. The record is from RefSeq and is a predicted model, not a curated record. NCBI's taxonomy places the organism in Eukaryota, Viridiplantae, Streptophyta, Magnoliopsida, Cucurbitales, Cucurbitaceae.